Molecule: messenger RNA, 1548 nt
Organism: Rhincodon typus (whale shark)
Lineage: Eukaryota; Metazoa; Chordata; Chondrichthyes; Orectolobiformes; Rhincodontidae
Product: transferrin receptor protein 2-like
Exons: 9
Coding region: 100-1533 (477 amino acids)
Biological process (GO): endocytic iron import into cell
Cellular component (GO): external side of plasma membrane
Source: RefSeq, a predicted model, not a curated record
AGUCAAACGGCGUGAGGGAUUAACGCAUCCAGGACGACGUCCGCUUGAGCAGAGAACCCAGGGAAAUCAAGGGUGGGGGAGUUGCUGAGUUCGGGGACGAUGGAAGCUUUCAGAUCGAUGCUCCUGAAUGUGGGAGCCAAGAACGUUUCGUUCUCGACCUACAGGAGGCAGAAGCAGGAGGACGAGCAGCAGGGCCUCGGGAUGGAGAGCAAGUCGGAGGAAAAUGAGCAGGAAGAUCCCACGGGAGGCAGCGACACGGUGGGCCUGGUGGUCAGGAGAUCCCUGAUCCAGAAGAGAAGCCUGCUCUACCUGGUGCUUGGGACCCUUUUCCUCCUCAUCAUUGCCUUCAUACUUGGCUACAUCAGUUCUCGGAGAUCCUGCAAGGCCUGUGAGGAGAUCGGUCUGCCCAGUGAGGAUACUGUGGUUAGUAACACCUGUGAUUAUCAGCGAGAUGUGGACAUCGACCCAGAUCCUGUCCUGUACUGGGGAGAUCUCACAGCGAUGCUCAAGAAAUAUAUCAAUCAGGAGGACAUCACCAAGCACAUCAGAAUGAUGAGUGAGGAGCCACACCCUUCUGGCUCCGCGAAACUACAUGAACUGACGACAGCCAUUCACAAAGAAUUCAACAGCUACGGACUUCAUCAUGUCUGGGCAGAUUCACACUACGUCUCACUGCCGUUUCCAGACAGCUCUUCUCCAAACUACCUGAGGGUGACGAAUGUAAACGGCACAAUCCUGCAGAAGGUGAACCUGGACAAUGAGGCAUAUUUUGCCUACAGUCCGUCUGGAGUGGUCUCUGGGGGCUUGGUGUAUGCUCACUAUGGGAGAGACGAGGACUUUGAGCGGUUGGGAGAUCUCAACGUGGCUGUCCAAGGCAACAUUGUCAUCUUGCGUGCAGGUCGUAUUAGCCUCGCUGAGAAGGUAGCCAGUGCUGAGCAGUAUGGAGCAACUGGUGUUCUCAUCUACCCUGACCCCAGCGACUACCCACAGAACCCUAGGGACCGUGGGCUCCAUAGCAACACCUGCAUCUCGGGGCAUGUCCACCGUGGGACAGGAGACCCCUUCACGCCUGGAUUCCCUUCCUUCAACCACACGCAGUUCCCUCCCGUCAACUCGUCUGCCCUGCCUACCAUUGUGGCACUGCCCAUCAGCGCCAACGCAGCCAUCACCCUCAUGAGUAAGUUACGGGGACAGGAGGCUCCUAUACCAUGGAGGGGUAAACUCCCUCACGUCACCUACAAUCUUGGUCCUGACUUGGAGAAUCCAGGGGAUCAGAUCCAGUUCAGCGUCUGUAGCCGCAUGGUCCCCACGAUGAUCAGCAACGUCUUUGGCUCCAUCGAUGGCUUCUCAGAACCCGGUGAGGAUGACAGUGCGUUCGGGGGCACUCGCCACACAGCCAGCUCACCCGCAUCCGUGCUCCCUACCCACUUACCCCACCCAACCCUCUCCCCAUCUCCUAACCCCUACCCCGUCCCGGCCACAGGUCUGUGCUACAUUUACCCUGAGUGUGUCAGCGUGAGUGUGAGUGUGUGAGGGUGAGUGUGAGUG